UAGCCACCUUUCAGAGAGCUUGAGCGUUUUGACCACUGCCCCAUCAAUGGCACCGUCCAGCGAUGUCACCAAGUUCCAGUCCAUCUUGCAAAAGAGUCGCCACAUCAUUGCCAUCGCCGGUGCAGGCUUAUCCGCAGCGUCUGGCAUCCCCACCUUCCGUGGCUCUGACGGGUUAUGGUUAAACUACACACUGUCGGACUUGGCGACACCACGAGCUUUCCGGAAAAACCCAAGCAAAGUGUGGCAAUUUUAUCAUUAUCGCAGAGAGAUAGCGGGGAAAGCGCUCCCAAAUCCUGCUCACAUCGCGCUGGCACUGUUUUCGCAACCAGACCAAAGGAAAGAGAUCGCCCCCGACGCAGAGUUUACACUCAUCACACAAAAUGUUGAUGGGCUCAGCGUCCUCUGUUCCCAAAUGCUAUUCCCUUCGACAGACCCUCCAAUAAUAGAAAUGCACGGCCGCCUGUUCGAAACACUCUGCACGCAAUGUGGCGACAGGAUGCCAAAUCGCGACAGCCCAAUUUGCCCUGCCCUCGCUGGGACCGAGGAACUAGUCAAAUCGCACGCUAAAGAACGCCAAAUUUCCUUAGAGGAUUUACCGCGAUGCCCAAAGUGCCGAGGUCUACUUCGUCCAGGGGUGGUUUGGUUCGAGGAAAGCAUCCUCCAUGACGAAGAGAUAUCCGAGCUCGUGGACCAAGCCGAUGUAGCCCUCGUCAUCGGCACAUCCUCCCGAGUUGCUCCUGCGAAUUUAUUCGCUCACAGUGUAGCCGAACGCAAGGGUACUGUUGCCGUUUUUAACACUGAACCUCAAGGAAUCGGAUCCGCACACUUUUACUUUCCAGGCCCAUGCGAGCAGACAUUACCCAGAGUCCUUCUCGGGAAGGAGCCCGACAAGAUGAAUGGCAUAUUGCAACAAGAUUAGGACAUGAGGAUCGUGGUAUAUAUGCAUUCUAGUCGUCAAACUUGAUGCUAUGGUUCUCUAACUGAAUGAAAGUGUACACAUGUCAAAUUAUCGCGAUCAAAGGCGUGGUACUUACAGUGAUCUCCCCGCCACGAUAUGAACCUCUCUUCUUCUUGUUCUUUUCUUUCCUAAACCCAGACCCACGGGUAACUAUCAGGUCUUGAUGUGCGCGCUCGCCGUAGUCAUUCUUUGGCCUCGCUUUCGCUUCGUACCCGUUGUCC
Pisolithus orientalis is the source of this 1179-nucleotide messenger RNA. RefSeq names its product DHS-like NAD/FAD-binding domain-containing protein. The record is from RefSeq and is a predicted model, not a curated record. The transcript has 5 exons. Bases 47 to 919 code for a protein of 290 amino acids. Lineage: Eukaryota; Fungi; Basidiomycota; Agaricomycetes; Boletales; Pisolithaceae. Gene Ontology annotation, molecular function: protein-malonyllysine demalonylase activity; NAD+ binding; protein-succinyllysine desuccinylase activity.